Molecule: messenger RNA, 4695 nt
Organism: Puccinia triticina
Lineage: Eukaryota; Fungi; Basidiomycota; Pucciniomycetes; Pucciniales; Pucciniaceae
Exons: 13
Coding region: 1-4695 (1564 amino acids)
Biological process (GO): mRNA transcription by RNA polymerase II; positive regulation of transcription elongation by RNA polymerase II; transcription elongation by RNA polymerase II
Cellular component (GO): transcription elongation factor complex
Molecular function (GO): histone binding; nucleosome binding; DNA binding
Source: RefSeq, a predicted model, not a curated record
AUGGAGCCUACGGAAAACGAUGUUGAGCAAAACGAGGAACAAACCCAAGUCGUGGAGGAGGAUGAAGGCGCGCAGAACGGUCUAGAAGAUAGCAGCGAAGAAGAAGAGGAGGGGAGUGAAGAAGAGAGGGCAGUACGCGAAGGAUUUAUUGCCGAUGAAGACGAAGAAGACGCGGAGUCAGAGGAUGAGGAUCGCUCAUCACGAAAAAGAAAACGCAAACAUCGCCAUCGACACAAGCAUUCAGAACGCAAGAAGAGACAUCGAUCUGUUGCCAACGAUGACGAUGAAGACAAUGACCUGGAUGAAGAUGAUUUAGAAUUGCUGGCUGAGAACACUGGAGUUCCUACGCAAAGGAAGGCUAAGAGACGAUUGCGGCGCGCGGGGUCGGUUGCUUCUGAUAACAUCGAUCAAGAUGUUGAAGACGAUUUACACCGGAUUUUCGAUGACGAAGAUGACGGAUUCGAAACUUCUGCUCGCCCUCGUGACACGCUUGGUGGAGAUGAUCUGGAUGAUUUCAUUGAAGAGGACGAAUUCCCAGAGGACGAGCCUUCAAACAUACCAUCAAGAGCCAACAAGAGGAAAGAUAAGCAUGUACGCUCUUCGCAAGGCAACACCGGGCGCCAAAAACAGGCCGGUCGCUUGAUGGGCGAUCUGGCUCCCGAUGUCUCCGAUAUCACAAAAGAGUCCUGGGAUGAAGUCAUUGAAGUUUUCGGUAACGGCGAUGAUUACGGUUGGGCAUUGGAAAUUGAGGAGAAUGCGUAUUUGAAUUUAGAUGGUGACCCAGAUCUAGAGGGCGAGGACAUCCAAGCUAAAAACCCGGCCGUUCAACUGAAAGAUAUUUUUGAACCGAGUGAACUCAAGGAGCGUAUGAUGACCGAGGCCGAUGAAGCAAUUAGACUUCUCGAUAUACCUGAACGCACUCAACUCGCUUCUGCUGGCCUAACAAAUAUCAACUCUACGGAGGCAGUUCUUGGACCAGAAGAGCUGGAGCGCGCCGCCGAAUGGGUUGCGCCACGGAUUUCGCAACGAUGUACUGAAUCUUUCAUCCAGCUCGAUCGACACGGAUUUCCGCCCCUAAUGAAGGAACAUUUCAUACUCGCCGUAAAGGAAGUUUUGGAUUUCUUCCUUACCAAAUACUUUGAAGUCCCUUUCGUUUUCAUGCGCCGGCAAGAUUACAUCACCUACCAUGACCCCAAAGCUCAUGAUGCUCAAAGUCGAGAUAUACAGUUUCUAACCCGUGAAGAACUCUGGAAAGCUCAUACACUCGCCCUGAAAUAUGUUGCUCUGCUUGAGCGUAAAAAGGGUCUCAAGCGACUGUUCGACAAACUGGGGACUGAAGACGAUUACUUCGAAGAAUGCUUUUCAGGCAUCCAAUCUGUUGAAGAAGUUGCCGACCUGAUGCAGUGGCUCACCCUAAAAUAUGGACAUCGAUUGCGUGAAGCACAAGCCGAUGUCCGCGAGGACGCUGAUGCCAUGGCCGACCUCGAUGCUGAGGGUCUCAGUGGACCUGCCAUCGAGGCCAAAAAGGCCGUUAGGUACAAAAAGGCCCUGCGCGAAAGUCGAUACGAACGUGCCAAGAGUACAAAUAUCAAUCACCUAUCCAAAGAAAUCAGCAUCUCUGCUCGUGAACUAACCACCAAUUUUCUGAAUCACGAGAAAAGACAUCAAAAGGACAACCCUCCCUUGCAACCACUCUCGUAUGCUGAAACAUUCUGCGAUCCAGAUACUGAGUUUGAAGAGCCUAAAAAGGUGAUCGAAGCGGCUAAAUUUAUUCUCAGCACCGACAUUGGACGUGACCCGUUACUCAAAAAGCAUGUCCGGCAGUUAUUUCGAGAUCACGGAGUAGUCACUGUCACGCCAACUGAAAGUGGUAUGCACAAGAUCAACGAACUUCAUCCUUAUUUCGUCUUCAAAUAUCUCUGUCAGAAGCCCUUCUCGGCUCUCAAGCACUGCUCUCAAUAUCUUCAGAUCAUGGCCGCUGAAGAAGAGCUGCUAGUCAACGUGCAAGUGCACCUCAGCCCUCAAACUGAUCGCGACAUCAAAACUGAGCUACUCAGCAUGUUCAAGUCUGAUGAUCCUUCUGACGAAUCCGCCCAAUGGAACGAACUUCGGGAAGAGAUUUUGAUGUAUGCGAUUGAGCAUAUGCUACUACCAGAUGCAGCCCGUUGGGCUAAAAACUACUUGAAGGAUGAAGCCGAGGAGUUCGUGGCACAGAAAUGCGCUGAUGAACUGGAGUUUCGCGCAGAUGUAGCUCCCUUCCGUCCAAACCAUCUCUUCGACGGCGAAGUUCCCUCGGUAGUUGCUGUUUCGAACGGAGCAGGUGAUCCAAAGCGUGAUUCUGUUUUUGUGAUCUUCUUGGACCGAGCAGGGCGAUUUCGGGAUCACAUGAAGCUCGAUAACCUGCGUGAUCCUGAUCCACGCCAGGCCUUUGCAGAUUUACUGAAGACUCGUACACCAGACGUCAUUGUCGUUGGCGGAUUCAGCGCAUCGACUUACAGACUAUUGGGAGACGUCAAGAUGGUUUCGGGUGAAUUAUCUGAACGGAUGAAAUCCGAAAUGCAAAACGCACAAGGUCAAUUAACCACUGAGGCCGCCAGUAAGUUGAAUUUUCCGGUUAUCGUCGCCCGAGACGAUACCGCAAGAUUAAACCAGCAAGGUAAACGAGCCGAAGAGGAAUUUGGAGAGCUACCACCUCUUGGAAGAUAUUGCGUCGCCUUGGCCCGAUACGUUCAGAGUCCGUUAAAUGAGUAUGCUGCUGCUGCAUCGGAUUUGACUGCGAUAUCUUUUCACGCCGAUCAACAAUUUCUACCGAAGGAGACUCUUCAGUUGUACUUGGAACGAGCUCUGGUCAACAUCGUCAACGCUGUCGGUGUUGACAUUAACCGCGCUGUAAACGACCCUUAUUACCAAUGUCUCCUCCAGUAUGUGUGUGGGCUUGGGCCACGAAAAGCUCAGAAAUUGAUCAAGUCCAUCAACGCCAGCCCAAAAAUUGAAGGUACCCUCAGCUUGCGGAAUGAAUUGAUUACUGAGAACUUGGUUACCAAAAACAUUUUUUACAAUUGUGCCGGAUUCUUGCGAAUCAAUCAGGAUGAUCUUCGCCCAAAUCGGACGAUCGAUCCGGAUAUCUUAGACGAUACGAGAAUACAUCCUGAAGAUUACGAUGUUGCACGGAAGAUGGCUGCUGAUGCUCAAGAGCUGGAUGAAGAGGAUCUUACCGGACAGCCGCCGUCACAAGUCGUCAGCGAUCUGUUGGCCAGUGACAAUGGCAAUGGAGCGGCGAAGUUGGAUGAUCUGAAUCUAGAUGAUUUUGCUGAAGAGCUUUGUCGUUUGAUGCAACAGAAGAAAAGAUUGACGCUCUAUCAGAUUAGGUCUGAGUUACAAAAUCCUUACCAAGAAACGCGAGCUCAGUUUGAGCCCUUGACGCCCGAUCAGAUGUUUGACCUCUGGACUGGCGAAAAUGAAGCGACACUUUCUCAAGGCACACUCAUACCGGUUAAAAUCACAAGAGUCCGUGAUCGUGGUUUGGCCGUCCGGCUGGAUUCCGGAAUCGAGGGCUUUAUCGACCAGAACUACAUGGUGGACGAAGGGACACCCGAUAUGAGCAAAUUCUCAGUGGGUUCGACAACACAGGCGGUAGUUGUCGAAAUCCACAAGGACCGUUUCUCGGUGGAGCUCAAUUCUCAACCCCACUACGUGGCCGCCAACUCGGGAGGUCGAAAAAAAGUGGAAACCGAUCCAUAUUUUGAUAUGUCUCAGAUGGAAAUAGAUAAAGACCGAGUGGAGACAAAGAAGAAGACGGGCAGUCGCCGGACUCAGAGAGUUAUCAAGCAUCCCAACUUUCACAACUUCAAUGCUGGACAGGCCGAGCAACAUCUUGCAAACUUACAACGAGGAGAUUGUGUGAUCCGGCCUAGCUCUAGGGGUACUGAUCACUUGGCUGUCACAUGGAAGGUGGACACGGGUAUUUACCAACACAUCGACGUAUUGGAGCUUGACAAACCCAACGAGUUCUCACUUGGGAGGAUUUUGAAGAUUGGAGGUCGAUACUCGUAUUCAGAUCUUGACGAGCUGAUUGUCUCUCAUGUUAGGGCGAUGGCACGGAAGGUAGAAGAAAUGAUCCAACACGAAAAAUACAAAGGAAGCUCCGAUGAUAUGUCCAAUUUUUUGAAAACUUACCUGAUGGCCAAUCCCGAUCGGUCCACCUAUGCAUUUUGUAUUGAUAAGGAGGUGGCUGGUAAUUUCUUGAUUGGAUUCAAAGCCAACAAGAAUUCGCCAAUGCAGACAUGGAACGUAAAGGUAUCACCUGGGGCGUAUGAACUUCAUGGCACUCAAGCUGGUGACAUGCUAUCUCUGUGUAAUGCAUUUAAGACCCAAUAUACGGCGCGAGCAGCAGCAGCUACGGCAGCUGGGCAUGGAGGCAGGUCUGAAAUCUAUGGUCGCCAAACACCGUCACUUGCUCCCAACGGACGCACCCCAAUCCACGGUGGUCGCACCCCAAUGCUCACCAACCGCACACCCCUGGUUGGUAGUCGGACUCCACUCGUCACGCCUCGGUACCCAGGCUCUACACCUCAAUAUCCACCUCUACCUGCUGCUGGACAAAGCUAUCAACAACCCGCACCCCCGGGUUAUUCUGCCCCGCCUCCACAGCCACCUGCUCAGGAUUGGGCACCGCCUCGUCAAGGAUAUGUGUAA